CACAUACAUCGGCCACAGCCUAGGCGUCCCUUUGAACUGCCGUCCGAAGUUCCAACCUCUCCCUCUACUCCCUCAUCUCCCUCGACAGACUCGAGCGCUUUCCCCGGCAAGCUCGAUACCAGCAAGAAGACGGUCAGUGGGUCUACAACACCAGCGCGGACCCGCAGCAUUCUCAACCUGACCAGCUCCACGCUUUUCGGAAUCUAUCAGCCUACUGAUGAGAACACCCCUUAUGGGUCCGGCGCCCAAACGCCCGCCGUGGAGGGCCGGAAUGGCUCUUUCGAUUUUACACGCAAUCAUCGAGCAGCGGAUAUCGCUUCCGCAUUGAACAACGGCAGCUUCAAAAAGACCCACCAGCCUCGACCACCACAGCCCAAGCCAAAGAAGCAAUCGCUAUCCGCGCAGAUCGUGCCGCUGCUGAUCAAAGGAGUUGUCUUGUUGGCAACGGGUGUCCUAUACGGGCUGCUGGUCAGCCACCUACACGAUCGACAGCACAUCGCACCCGUCAAACUCGAAAUCAAUCGGUUGUCAUGGCAGUAUCUCGGUUCUUGGGCCAUCGCCGGGCUCGUUCUCGGCGAGGCAUUGCCAUGGCUUGAUCGCUUGUUGACACCAACCACCGAAGAGGAGGGGCGUAGCACCCAGGGUUCCACCGCUGAGGAAAGACAACGUGAGGAUGCGCGACGGAGCAAGAUGCCACGUGGCUGGAACGAGAUUGUCCGUGCGGUCGGAAUGUUCGUCGGCAUCUCUUUCGCCAUCCGCAAAUUGCCCUGGGAGUCAAGUCUGCAGCUUUCCCUCACACUUGCGUUGGCAAAUCCAGCGCUCUGGUAUAUCAUUGAUCGCUCAUUUUCGGGCCUCGUCCUACCGAGCGCGAUCGCCAUCGUCGGCACCACAGCUCUCAUCGCUCUCAAUCCUGCGCUGAUCCAUGUAUCAAGCUCACUGGCAUCCGCAGCCAGCGAUUUGGCACGCAACACCACAGGCUCACCAGUGGUGCCACCCACCGAGCUGGUGUUGGGAAUCUUCAGCUCAGAGACUGUCGGUGUUUGGACAUGGAUAGCAAGUGUGCUCUUUGUGAGCUCGGUUUGCUUUGGUAAUAUUGGUCGACAAUUG
Molecule: messenger RNA, 1107 nt
Organism: Dissoconium aciculare CBS 342.82
Lineage: Eukaryota; Fungi; Ascomycota; Dothideomycetes; Mycosphaerellales; Dissoconiaceae
Exons: 1
Biological process (GO): sterol biosynthetic process
Cellular component (GO): endoplasmic reticulum
Source: RefSeq, a predicted model, not a curated record